UCACAACCACCAACCAUGAAGGUGAUUGUGCUGGCUCUGACUGUGGCCUUUGUGGCUGGCAGUCAGAUUAGCUAUGCCCCAGAAUUUGCAGCUGGAAAGACCUACGAGUACAAAUAUGAAGGAUAUCUUCUGGGAGGGCUGCCUGAGGAGGGCCUGGCAAGGGCAGGGGUGAAAAUCCAGAGCAAAGUUUUGAUCGGUGCAGCAGAUCCUAACAGCUACAUUUUGAAACUUGAAGACCCUGUGAUCUCGGAGUACAGUGGUAUCUGGCCCAAAGAGGUCUUCCACCCUGCCACAAAGCUCACCUCAGCUCUCUCUGCUCAGCUCUUGACACCUGUCAAGUUUGAGUAUGCCAACGGUGUGAUCGGUAAAGUGUACGCCCCGGCGGGCGUCUCUACAUCUGUGCUGAAUAUCAUCAGGGGAAUCCUCAACAUCUUUCAGAUGAACAUCAAGAAGACUCAGAAUGUGUAUGACCUGCAAGAGACUGGAGUAAAAGGUGUGUGCAAGACAUACUAUGUCCUUAGUGAGGAUCCGAAGGCUGAGCGCCUUCAUUUGACAAAGACCACAGACUUCAAUCACUGCUCAGAAAAAAUCUACAUGGAUGUUGGCAUGGCUGGUUAUACAGAAAAAUGUGCAGAGUGUGCGACUCGGGGGAAAGGGUUUUCAGGAGCAAUGUCUCUAAACUACGUCAUGAAGCCCUUGACCUCUGGUUCCUUGAUCUUAGAGGCCACUGCUACUGAGCUCCUCCAGUACUCCCCUUUCAAAAUUGUGAACGGAGCUGUCCAGAUGGAGGCAAAGCAGAAUGUGACCUUUGUUGAUGUCAAGAACACCCCAUUAGAGGCCACCAAAGCUGAGUACGUUCCCCGUGGAUCACUGAAGUACGAGUUAGGUACUGAAGUCCUCCAGACACCAAUUCAGCUUCUGAGGGUCACCAAUGCUGAGGCUCAGAUUGUUGAGACUCUGAACAACCUUGUGAGCCUCAAUUUGGGCAAGGCCCAUGAAGAUUCUCCCCUGAAGUUUAUUGAGCUCAUCCAGCUUCUGCGUGUGGCCAGAUAUGAAAGCAUUGAAGCUCUCUGGAGUCAAUUCAAAUCCAAAAACGAUCAUAGGCACUGGAUGCUGAGCUCCAUCCCUGCCAUUGGUACACAUGUUACUCUUAAGUUCAUCAAGGAGAAGGUCAUUGCUGGUGAAGUGACCGCUGCUGAAGCUGUUCAGGCCAUCAUGGCGUCCACACACUUGGUGACAGCCGACCUGGAGGCCAUCAAGCUUCUGGAGGAACUGGUCAAGGCCCCUAAGGUUCAAGAAAAUGCUGCUUUGCGUGAGGUCACCAUGCUGGGCUUUGGCACCACGAUUCACAAAUACUGUGUGGAGAACCCAUCAUGUCCACCUGACCUUCUCAAGCCUAUCCAUGACAUUAUUGCCAGUGCUCUUGAGAGACGUGACAAUAAUGAGCUCUCCCUGGCUCUCAAAGUUCUGGGUAAUGCAGGACAUCCCAGCAGCCUGAAGCCGAUCAUGAAGCUGCUGCCUGGUUUCGGCAGCUCUGCCUCCAAUCUUGAGCACAGAGUUCAUGUUGAUGCUGCUAUGGCACUGAGAAAAAUUGCAAAGAGAGAACCCAAGCUGAUUCAGGACAUAGCUAUUCAGCUCUUCAUGGAUAGGGCUCUUGACUCAGAGCUCCGCAUAAUUUCUGCUAUUGUGCUGUUUGAGACCAAACUGCCCUUGAUUCUGGUGACCACUGUAGCUAAGAGCCUCCUGUCAGAACCAAACCUGCAGGUUGCUAGCUUUGUCUACUCUUACAUGAAGGCUUUCACCAGGACCACCACCCCUGACCGUUCUUCUUUAGCUGCUUCCUGCAAUGUUGCCAUCAGGAUGCUCAACCCUAAGUUUGAUAGACUAUGCUUCCGCUACAGCCGAGCUUUCCUUUAUGACCACUAUUACAAUCCUUGGAUGAUAGGAGCUGCUGCCAGCGCAUUUUACAUCAAUGAUGCUGCAACUGUGUUGCCAAGAAACGUCAUGGCAAAAGCUCAAGUUUACAUGUCUGGAGUGUUUGUUGAUGUUCUGGAGUUCGGAGCCAGAUCUGAGGGAGUACAGGAGGCCCUUUUGAAAGUCCGUGAAGUUCCAGAGGAUGCAGACAGGAUCACCAAGAUGAAGCAAGCUCUCAAGGCUCUAAUUGAGUGGAGGGCCAAUCCUUCCCGCAAGCCCCUUGGCUCUCUGUACGUGAAAGUUCUUGGACAUGAAAUCGCAUUUGCAAACAUCGACAAAGAAAUGGUUGAAAGGAUCAUUGAGUUUGCAACCGGACCUGAAAUCCGCACUUAUGGCAAAAAGGCCUUGGAUGCUCUGUUAUCUGGUUACUCUCUGAAAUACUCCAAGCCAAUACUGGCUAUUGAGGUCCGUCACAUCUUCCCCAGCUCUCUCGGUUUACCCAUGGAGCUGAGUCUCUACACUGCUGCUGUGGCAGCCGUAUCUGUUGAGGUACGAGCCGCCAUUUCUCCACCACCUUCUGAGAACUUCCAUCCUGUCCACCUCUUGAGGUCUGAUGUUUCCCUAAAGGCUUCAGUCGCUCCGAGUGUGUCUUUGCACACCUAUGCUGUUAUGGGAGUAAAUAAUCCUUUCAUUCAGGCUACUGUGAUGUCAAGAGCCAAAGUACACACAGUUAUUCCUAAAAAGAUGGAGGCGAGAGUUGACAUAGAAAAGGGCUACUUUAACUAUAAGUUCCUGCCUGUAGAGGGUGUGAAAACAAUCGCAUCUGCUCGUCUUGAAACAGUUGCCAUUGCAAGAGAUGUGGAAGACCUCGCAGCUGCCAGGAUCACGGCAGUUGUCCCGUUAGACAAUUUUAAGAGGAAGAACGCCACCUCAAGACUUUCACAGAUCGUGGGUAGUGAAGCAAAUUCUGAGGAAUUUCGUCCUCUUAAACGGAAAAGUCAGAGUGCCAGAAACAAGAAAAUCCCCAAACCAGUUGUGAAGAAAAUGUGCGCUACCACAUACACGUUCGGAAUACAGACCUGCAUUGAUAUUAGGUCUCGCAAUGCCACCUUCCUCAGAAACACCCCGAUCUACGCCAUAAUUGGAAAUCAUACUCUUAUGGUUAAUGUCACCCCAGCUGCUGGACCACCCAUCGAAAGGAUUGAAAUUGAGGUUCAGAUUGGUGAAAAGGCAGCAGAAAAGAUCCUUAAAGCGGUUAACCUGAGUGAGGAGGACAAGAUACUUGAGGACAAAAACGUCCUGAUGAAGCUGAAGAAGAUUUUGGUUCCUGGUCUGAAGAACAACACAAAGUCUUCAUCCUCCAGCUCAAGCAGCUCUAGAUCCAGCAGCUCUCCUUCAAGCAGCUCUAGCUCCAGCAGCUCUUGCUCUAGCAGCUCAAGUUCUAGCAGCUCACGUUCUAGCAGUUCUUCCUCACGCUCCUCCAAGACCUCUUCCAGAUCCUCCUCUUCAAGCCGCAAAAGCAAGACGCUGGAUCUUGCUGACCCACUUAACAAAACACCAAAGAGGUCCUCCAGCAGGUCAUCCAGCAGGUCAUCCAGCAGGUCGUCCAGCAGGUCGUCCAGCUCCAGCUCCUCCAGCUCCAUGUCCAAGGAACGGUAUGAACUGAACUUCACCAAGGAUCACAUCCACGAGCAUUCGAUCUCAGCAGAGCGUGUGAAAAGCAAGAGCAGCGCUAGCAGCUUUGAAUCCAUCUACAAGGCCAAAUACCUGUCCAACACCGUCCGUCCACAAGUCGCAGUCCUGGUCCGUGCCAUUAGACAAGACAACAAGAACCAGGGAUAUCAGAUCGCUGCUUACUUUGACAGUGAAACCGCCAGAGUGCAGAUCAUUGUGGCCAACCUCACUGAGAAUAACAACUGGACGAUCUGUGCUGACAGCGUGAUGCUCAGCCACCACAAAGUGAUGACUCGACUAACCUGGGGAAUUCAAUGCAAGCAGUACAACACCACAAUCACAGCUGAAACCGGUCGCGUUGAGAAGAAACCUGCAAUCCGUGUGAAACUGGCCUGGGCGAGACUCCCUCAUUACAUGAAGAAAUAUUCAAGAAGAGUCUCUAAAUUGUUUUACCGUGUCGCUGAGGACAUUGGAGUGAGCAGGACAAAGGUUCUCAACGAGCCCAGACAGAUAAAACUCACUGUAGCUGUUGCCAACGAGACAAACCUGAACGUCACACUGAAGACAUCAAAGAGGGCCUAUUACAAACUGGGAUGGGCCGUUCCCGUAUACCUGCCGAUUAACAACACUGCUGCUGAGCUGCAGGCGUUCCGGGGCAGAUGGACGGAGCAGGUCACCUAUAUGCUCACCAAGUCUACCGCAGCCGAGUGCUCCGUGGUCAAUGACACAGUGGUCACCUUCAACAACAGGAAGUUCAAAACAGAGAUGCCCCACACUUGCCCUCAGGUCUUGGCUCAAGAUUGCACAAACGAACUCAAAUUCAUAGUUCUGCUGAAGAGGGACCAAACAGCAGAAAAGAAUGAGAUCAACAUCAAGGUUGAAAACAUUGAUGUCGACAUGUAUCACAAGAACAAUGUCGUUAUGGUGAAGGUUAAUGGAGCAGAAAUUCCUCUCAACAACCUGCCAUAUCAGCACCCCUCAGGCAACAUACAUAUCAAAGAGAAAGAGAAGGGCAUUUCUCUGUUUGCUCCCAGUCAUGGUCUUCAGGAAGUCUACUUCAGCUCUGAUAAAGUGCAGGUUAGGGUGGUGGACUGGAUGAGAGGCCAGACCUGUGGAAUCUGUGGAAAAGCUGGCGGCGAAUUCAGACAGGAGUACGUCACUCCGAACGAGCGGGUUUCCAGGAACGCGACGAGCUUCGCUCAUUCCUGGGUUCUGCCUGCAAAGAGCUGCCGUGAGGCCUCUGAGUGCUACAUGCGGCUUGAGUCGGUGAAGCUGGAGAAGCAGGUCAGGGUGGCAGGUGAGGAAUCUAAAUGCUACUCCGUGGAACCUGUGCUGCGCUGUCUGCCUGGCUGCCAGUCCGUGAGAACCACCUCCGUCACUGUCGGCUACCACUGCGUUCCUCAGGAGUCGAACAUGAAUCGCCCUGAUGCUCUCAGUAGCAUCUUCGAGAAGAGCAUUGAUGUGAGCGAGACAGCGGAGUCCCACCUGGCCUGUCGCUGCACUCCACAGUGUGCCUAAUUGUGUUGCUUUCUGACAUUCGUUCUGUUUUUGUGUUUCAUGGAUGCUUGUAAACUAAAAUAAAGAAGCAAUUGAAA
Messenger RNA from Poecilia latipinna (sailfin molly), 5183 nucleotides. RefSeq names its product vitellogenin 2 (gene vtg2). The transcript has 34 exons. Bases 16 to 5106 code for a protein of 1696 amino acids. Gene Ontology annotation, molecular function: lipid carrier activity. Gene Ontology annotation, biological process: cellular response to estrogen stimulus; response to estradiol; lipid transport. NCBI's taxonomy places the organism in Eukaryota, Metazoa, Chordata, Actinopteri, Cyprinodontiformes, Poeciliidae. The record is from RefSeq and is a predicted model, not a curated record.